AUGGCUGAAUGCGAAGCCUUGAGAAACAUUAAGCAUCGGAAUCUUAUUAAAGUCUUAACUUGUUGCUCAAGCAUUGAUUUUAAAGGCAACGAGUUCAAGGCUUUGGUUUUUGAGUACAUGCCCAAUGGAAGUUUAGAGAAGUGGUUGCACAGAGAUGGGGAUGAUCAGUUGAGGGGAAAUUUAAACUUUAUUCAAAGGCUAAAUAUAGCUAUUGAUGUGGCUUCUGCACUGGAUUAUCUACAUCACCAUUGCCAUACAUCAAUCAUUCAUCGCGAUUUAAAACCGAGCAACAUUCUUCUUGAUGAUGACAUGAUUGCUCAUGUGGGUGAUUUUGGAUUAGCGAGGUUCUUAUCUGAGGUUGCUCAAACCAACUCGCUUGGGGUGAAGGGAUCUACCGGCUACAUCGCUACGCCACUAUCUUUAUUUGUAUCUAAGUGGUUGCUUACAUUGAAAUAUGAGACAUAA
This is a messenger RNA of Magnolia sinica, 465 nucleotides long. Its product is annotated as probable LRR receptor-like serine/threonine-protein kinase At3g47570. Gene Ontology annotation, biological process: protein phosphorylation. Bases 1 to 465 code for a protein of 154 amino acids. The transcript has 2 exons. The record is from RefSeq and is a predicted model, not a curated record. NCBI's taxonomy places the organism in Eukaryota, Viridiplantae, Streptophyta, Magnoliopsida, Magnoliales, Magnoliaceae. Gene Ontology annotation, molecular function: protein kinase activity; ATP binding.